Guyanagaster necrorhizus is the source of this 1850-nucleotide messenger RNA. RefSeq names its product glycoside hydrolase family 13 protein. NCBI's taxonomy places the organism in Eukaryota, Fungi, Basidiomycota, Agaricomycetes, Agaricales, Physalacriaceae. Gene Ontology annotation, molecular function: alpha-amylase activity; calcium ion binding. The transcript has 10 exons. Gene Ontology annotation, biological process: carbohydrate catabolic process. The record is from RefSeq and is a predicted model, not a curated record. Bases 71 to 1666 code for a protein of 531 amino acids.
GUGUAUUCGCAAUGCUGUUUUUCCAUUCUUUACUCCCAGCCUCGUUCCUUUCUUCCCGCGCCCAUUCACUAUGCUCCAUUCAUUGGCACGCGCCCUGUCGCUCUUUCUUUUUCUUCCUCUCGUUUUUGCUGCCUCUGCUGAUGACUGGAAGUCGCGGUCCAUUUAUCAAAUAAUUACCGACCGUUUCGCUCUCUCGAACGACUCUUCACCGACAUGCAACACCGAAGACCGCCUCUAUUGUGGUGGAUCCUGGGUUGGGAUUGUUGACCAUCUGGACUACAUCCAGUACAUGGGUUUUGAUGCUAUUUGGAUUUCGCCUAUUGUUAAAAACAUCGAGGCGGAUACGGCGUACGGGUAUGCUUACCAUGGCUACUGGACACAAGACAUCAACGCUCUCAAUUCGCACUACGGUUCUGAGGAUGACCUGAAAAGCCUCGCGACUGCGCUGCAUGCACGAGGCAUGUAUCUCAUGGUCGACAUUGUGGUCAACCAUUUCGUACAGAAUCCUUCGAGCAAUUCCUCCACUCUCCCUCAAACGUUCGAUUACUCCGCCUUGACACCAUUCUCAGCCGAGACAGAUUUCCAUACGCAGUGUUUCAUUAGUGACUACACGAAUCAGACCAACGUUGAGCAGUGCUGGCUGGGAGACUCAAACCUCCCACUUAUGGAUAUCGACACAGAGAACAACACGAUUGUCGAGGAAUGGAACUCAUGGGUUACUAGUUUCGUCGAAACCUACGAUAUUGAUGGUCUCCGGAUCGACACUGUCAAACAUAUCCGCAAAGACUUUUGGCCUGACUUUGCUUCCGCGGCGGGAGUCUUCACUCUCGGAGAAGUAUUGAGUGACAAUAUCACUUACGCCAGUGACUAUACUCAGGUUUUGGACAGCGUCCUAGACUACCCAACCUGGUACCCCCUAACCGAAGCUUUCAAUACCACCUCCGGCAAUCUCUCGGCUAUUGAAAGCGCCGUCACGCAAGCGCAGUCAUCAUACAAGAACGGCCUAUUUGGCACUGGCUCUUUCUUGGAGAAUCACGACCAGCCUCGAUUCCAGUCGCACACUACCGACACGGGCUUAGUCAAAAACGCCAUCAGUUUCCCGUUCAUUCAUGAUGGUAUUCCCAUUCUCUAUCAGGGCCAGGAGCAAGGCUAUACAGGUGCUUCCGACCCUUACAACCGCGAAGCUCUCUGGUUCAGCGGAUACGAAGAAGACAAGGACCUCGUCACACACAUCAAAGCCGUCAAUACUGCUCGGCAGUUGGCCGCCAACGCCAGUUCUAGUUUUUUGACCACCAAGAUGUCCUUUGUCUCUCAAAGCGACGAAGGCGCUAUUGCCAUCUCCAAGCCUCCCAUCCUUGCCCUCUUGACGAAUGUCGGUUCCUCUGGUUCCGCGUCCUGGAGCGUUUCGGGUGUCUACGAUAAGGGGGAGACCGUGGUGGAUGUGCUGACCUGUAAAACAUAUACCGUUGACUCCAGCAGUGGCACAUUGAGCGCUUCUGCUGAAAGUGGUGCACCGCGGAUCAUUCUCCCGACGUCAGCCCUGACGACCGAUGGUACUCUUUGUACGAGUGUCGCUAGUAAAAGCGGAGCAAUGUCAGUAAACAGCGUCAGUCGAGGCGCACUAGGUAUCUCGUUGGUUGCUGGUUUGAUCUUGACAUUCUUAUAAAAGACAUUAUUUACUUAUACAUUUCCCUGGUUCUUGGGACACUGCUUGGACUAGUGGACUGUUUGAUAUAAUAACCUUAUACUGUAGACUUAAACGUUUGUACGAAAGCUUCAUUCAUAUUAGUCAUACCCGGUCUUCCCGGGAACUACUCCAGCUGCAGCCCCGCCUUUGCCGAAGAACUUCC